UCAAAAAUUAAACAAUUGCGUUUUUAUUUAAUUUAUUUCUUUAAUAAUCGGGGUAAAUAAUACCCUUCAUAAGCCUUCAGUGUAGUUUGUGAUAUUAGAUGGCAACGCUGUUCAGAAUAGUUGAAAGUGCAUCGACCAAUCAAAGGAAAGAACGUAUUCUAGGCGCGCAAGGCUGAGUACGCGAAACUCAUUUGCUACGCGUUCAUCUAGCACGUGCGACCACUGUUCUUCGCGCAGUGACCGUUGUGCGCGCGGCGUCUUUAGCUUCUCUACUCUCGUUCGGCACGCACACUCCAACGGUGUCCUUCUAUACAUCCACUAACGAGAAUCCUUUAAUAUCAAGUCGAUCGUCAUGGCGGAAGAGUAUCUUUAUGGAAUCACUCUCGAAGGACUUAAUUCUAGCGAGGUAUGGGAUCCAGAGCACAAGAACGACGACGCAGACGGCACAAACCAACAUUUUGGUGCCGAUCAGAAGCUGAUCAUAAAAAUGGCUCUUUUAGGUCCAGAGGCUAAACCUGGUGAACUGAAUGUACUACAAGUUGAAGCAAUGGGACUAAAAGGACCCAUCAAAACACCAAUUGCUUUAUUGGAGAUGGGGAAAACAGCACAGAUUAUUUUAGAUCUCAGUUUUCCUGAUCCUCCAGUCACAUUUACUUUGGUUAAAGGAAGUGGUCCUGUUCACAUAGUAGGACAUAAUCUACUUGGUACACAUAUGGAGGAGUUUGAUGAUAUGGAUGAUGAAAUGGAGGAAGAGAACAUCGAUGAUGAUGAUGAUGAUAAGGAGCCAGAAGAUGAGGAAGAUGAUGAAGAUGAACCCAAGAAGAAGAAUGCCAAAUUAACAACUGCAGCCAAAUACAAAAAUCAAGCUAAUAAGAACAAGAAAAAAUAAGCAUCAGCCUUAUUACUAUUGAAAUACAACAAACUUUUAAGUUAGGCUAAUAAGCGUAAGUCCAUCAUUAUCAUCCGCAUUUGUGCGAAUCUAGUAUCGUUUCACCAGAUUAUCAAACAAAAGACGUUGCCUUCCACGUUUCUACAACACAACUGGACCAAUAAAAUAUUAUAAGAUAUCACACUAUGUACUUUAUGAAAAAUAACGUUACAAUUUUUUAUUUCAUAAACAUGUUUGUGAACUCAUAUAACAUUUAUUGCGAAUAGAAAGUGGAAUUUUUUUUAAAUAACAUUAAAUAUUUUUUGAACAUCUAAUCAAAUAUUUUUUUUUUUUUUAAUUGCCUUAGAAGAGUGACCCUUAAAACGUAUUAAGAAAACUACGAGAUAUUAAGGAUACGAAUCAAAAAUUAUUUUUUUGACAAAAUUUUAUGAAAAUGAAAGUUCAGAGGGCAUUCUUCUGAGAGCCAACCGCAUAUAUUAUUAGUUUAUUUUAUCUCGUUACGAUGCUGUUAAAAGAAGAAAAAACAAAAAAAAUGAAAAAAUAAAAACAAAAAAAAUGAUUAAAACUAUCAAAAAAUUCAUAAGAUAAAAUACAAGAACACAUACGUUUUUUAAAAUGAAGUGUGAAAAGAAACAGACAUUUGGCCCAGUUGUUGUUAAUAAAAUUAGUGGAAAGCACGGGCGGACCUACAGUGAGGUAUAUUCGUAUUAUUUCCUUUUUUGUCUUCUCCGAUGCCGUGUUCACACAUCAACACUUCCAGUGAUGCGAAUAUACACUAUUCUAAUGUAGUCAUGUAAUCGCGAUUCACAAAAAAAUGAAUUACUAUGCUCUUUAAAGAAAAAAAAAAAAAAAAACAAAUUUCGAAGAUAACGUUCCAGUGUAAUUUAUUAUUUUCGUGUGUACAAGAUGGGGAAGGGUAAUAGUCACAGAACCCUUAUACUAGAAUGUUAUUAAUAAUUGUAAAGAGGGUAAAAAAAAUGAGAUCAGAAUUAAAGAAAAAAAAAAGAAAAAAAAAAAGAAGAAACAUAUUUACGCGUCAUCUUGACAUUCAUUCCAUUUGAUGAAAGAUAACAGAAGAGGAGGUUACACAGGUGUACUACACAAUGUGAUGCUCUUACAUCAGUGUUAUAUGCGAUAAUAGCAUAUAUAAAGCGUGUAUAAAACGCGCCCAUGCGAUUGAUAAGUAGUCUGUACACCUAUUUUGUACAUAUACGAUACAAUAAAAAAUUUCACAACUUUUAA
This is a messenger RNA of Apis mellifera (honey bee), 2131 nucleotides long. RefSeq names its product nucleoplasmin-like protein. The coding region runs from base 353 to 889 and encodes 178 amino acids. The transcript is spliced from 5 exons. Gene Ontology annotation, biological process: chromatin remodeling. Lineage: Eukaryota; Metazoa; Arthropoda; Insecta; Hymenoptera; Apidae. The record is from RefSeq and is a predicted model, not a curated record. Gene Ontology annotation, molecular function: histone binding; RNA binding; chromatin binding. Gene Ontology annotation, cellular component: nucleoplasm; nucleolus; cytoplasm.